Letharia columbiana is the source of this 327-nucleotide messenger RNA. RefSeq lists its product as uncharacterized. The record is from RefSeq and is a predicted model, not a curated record. Lineage: Eukaryota; Fungi; Ascomycota; Lecanoromycetes; Lecanorales; Parmeliaceae. The transcript has 2 exons. Bases 1 to 327 code for a protein of 108 amino acids.
AUGAAAGCCUUCACCAUCUCUACCUUCCUCUUCCUCCUCGCCUCCCAACUCCACGCCGCCCCCAGCUCCAGUGCCCGCCAGUUCCAAGCCCAGCUCACUUUCCAAGGCGCUCCUCCCGCAGCGGCAUUCUUCACACUGUCGGUCCCCACAGAUGGUUCUGUUUUCGAGAUUUCCAACGUAUUGAGCGUCUCCCACAUUAGCUCUGCAGGUGGUGCGAGCUGCACAUUGUUCGGUAUUGACGGUAGCACGACAACGGUCGUCGGUGCGGAUACGGUAGAUGUAGGACCGCCACAGACGCAGGUUUCAGGCUCUUGUCUUGCGUUGUGA